Cercospora beticola is the source of this 1972-nucleotide messenger RNA. Its product is annotated as kynureninase. Gene Ontology annotation, molecular function: kynureninase activity; pyridoxal phosphate binding. NCBI's taxonomy places the organism in Eukaryota, Fungi, Ascomycota, Dothideomycetes, Mycosphaerellales, Mycosphaerellaceae. The record is from RefSeq and is a predicted model, not a curated record. Gene Ontology annotation, cellular component: cytoplasm. Gene Ontology annotation, biological process: NAD+ biosynthetic process.
AGGUAGGCAGAUCACAAGACCAUCCACUUCACGUGCUUCUCUGUUUGCAGUGAUCAGCAACGCUGUAACACGUGCAGUGCAGCAUCGGACUGUCAAGAUCAGGAGACGCCUGGGAAACGGUCUCCAUCAGAAUCGUUGUUGCUAUCAUGGAUCAAGCCGAGAUCUUCACGCAGGCCUAUGCUCAGGCGCAAGAUGCACAAGAUCCAUUGGCGAGAUUCCGUGAUAUGUUCGUCAUACCGAGCAGAGCAGAUCUAGCCCGAAAGACCAUCACCGCACAGCCAGACGAGAUGGACGAUGAGCCAUGUACAUAUCUCUGCGGCAACUCUCUUGGGCUCCAGCCGACUCUCACCCGAGAGUACUUCGAGGAAUACUUGUCAACCUGGGCUCAGAAGGGGGUAUUUGGUCAUUUCAAAGAGAUCUCAGACACACGUUUAGCACCGUGGCUUCAUGUCGAUGAUGAUGUGCGUGCAGACAUGGCUACGGUCGUGGGUGCGAAGACGGAAGAAGUCGCAGUUAUGCAAACCUUGACCGCAAACUUGCAUUUUCUUAUGUGCAGCUUCUACAGGCCGACGAAAGCGAAGAACAAGAUUCUGAUUGAGGGGAAAGCGUUUCCUAGCGAUCAUUUUGCAGUCGAGUCUCAGAUUCGCUUGAACGGGUACGACCCGCGGGAGUCGAUGAUCUUACUGGAACCGCCAUCAGGGGACUCACUACUCCUGCCGACCCAGCACAUCCUCUCGACAAUUGACCAGUAUGCAGACGAGCUGGCAUUGAUCCUGCUCCCGGGAAUACAGUACUACACUGGUCAGUUGCUUGACAUCAAAACUAUCACGGCGCACGCACAUUCAAAAGGUGUCACCAUUGGGUGGGAUCUAGCUCAUGCUGCAGGCAAUGUGCCUUUGCAGCUGCAUGAAUGGGACGUCGACUUCGCCUGCUGGUGUACAUACAAAUACUUGAACUCAGGCCCGGGUAGCAUAGGCGGCGCUUUCGUGCAUGAGAGACAUGGCGAAGUCACAGCCCGGGACGACCAGUUCCACUAUCGACCAAGACUGGCGGGCUGGUGGGGUUCUUCGAAGUCCAGUCGGUUCGUCAUGGCAAACAGGUUCGAGCCAAUAUCAGGUGCGGCAGGCUUCCAAGUAUCAAACACUUCAGUCGCGGACACAAUCGGUCUUCGUGCAAGUCUGGAUGUCGUCAAGCAGACUUCGAUGGCCGAGCUUCGCAACAAGAGCCUGAAGCUCACGGCCUACCUUGAGCAAUUGCUGGAUUUGUUGGCGCAAGACCAAGCACAGCAAUUUGGUCAGGCGUUGUUCCACGUCAUCACAUCACGAAAUCCGGGGGAGCGUGGAGCACAGUUGUCGGUCAUGCUUCGACCUGGUAUGCUCGAUGCUGUGAUGGAAGUCCUUGAACACGACGGCGUUGUGCUUGAUGAGCGGAAGCCAGACGUGAUUCGCGUUGCACCUGCUCCUCUAUACAACAAUUUUGAGGAUGUUUGGAGAUUCAUGCUGGUUUUUAGAAGAGCUUGCCAGGAUGCACGUUCAGGCGCCGUGAAGGGAGACAGCGCAAUGGUGAAUGGAGGCAAGGACAAUAAAGGCUGGAGUGAGAUCAAGUAAUCAUAAGUAUUGUCGAUGCGCUGCAUGGCGAGGAUAGUACACAUAGAGUUCCUGCAAGGUCGUGCUUGCAGCCAGCAGCCUUGCCAAGACAACGAUCAUCCGAUCAUCCUUGCCAGCCUCAUGCAACUGCACCUCUAUCAUCGAAAGUGUUUGCUACAUGAUCUCCCGCAGUAUGUCUUGUCUUUCAGACCUGUUAUCCUCCACGCGACCUGCGCACUGCAUUGCACGUGGACACCGCGCGAUCAGACGCGUCGGUGAAUGCGAACACUUGCUUCUGACAGCGCGCGCGCAACAGAGAGGCCUCUCUCCAGUGAAAGCAGGACGUCGGCGAGAAGCGACAUGACUCAAAGCGACCGGCAUCUGGA